Molecule: messenger RNA, 772 nt
Organism: Lathyrus oleraceus (garden pea)
Lineage: Eukaryota; Viridiplantae; Streptophyta; Magnoliopsida; Fabales; Fabaceae
Product: 60S ribosomal protein L28-2
Exons: 4
Coding region: 177-608 (143 amino acids)
Biological process (GO): translation
Cellular component (GO): ribosome
Molecular function (GO): structural constituent of ribosome
Source: RefSeq, a predicted model, not a curated record
AUUGGGCUUAAUGGGCUAUAGAUAUUUCAGCCCAAUAUCUUCCGUGUAACUACAAAACUGAAUUAGGGUUUUAGAUCCCAUCUAUCUCUCUACAUAUAUUGCUUUGCGGCUUACUCUUUCUUCUCAAAUCGCAUUUCUCUCACAACAGCCAAAGGGUUUGCUCGUAGAAGAAGAAGAUGACAACAGUACCUGGACCUCUUGUUUGGGAGAUUGUGAAGAGGAACAACUCUUUCUUGGUCAAGGAGUUUGGUAACAACACUCAGAGUGUUCAGUUUAGCAGAGAGCCAAACAAUCUCUACAACCUCAACUCCUACAAGUACUCUGGUUUGGCCAACAAGAAAACUGUUACUAUUCAGUCAGCUGGGAAGGAUCAGUCUGUGUUGUUGGCCACCUCCAAGCCAAGGAAGCAGAACAAGCCUUCGGCUUUGCUUCACAAAUCUGUGAUGAAGAAAGAGUUUAGGAGAAUGGCUAAGGCUGUUCAGAACCAGGUGGCAGAUAACUACUACAGACCAGAUCUCAAGAAGGCUGCUCUUGCAAGGUUGAGUGUUGUUAACAGAAGCCUCAAAGUUGCAAAGUCUGGUGCCAAGAAGAGGAACAGACAUGCUUGAUUGAAUUAGAUUGAGAAGAGAGUUUAAUAUCUUAACAAUUUCAUGGAUUGUGUCCACCUUUUUGUAGUUUUUUUUCUAUUCUAGAACUGGAUUGCCGAGUUUUGGAUUUCUGUCUGGUACAUUAUUUUUAUUGUGUUUUUAAAUAUAAGACGAAUACCAUCUUA